UCUCGUUCACUAGCUCCGGCCAGUUGCGUCGUCGCCAAACCUCCGCCGCCCACCAGAUCUGCACCUCGGUGCGGUAAUCCCCCGCCUGCCACCAGAUACUAACACCGAGUUGUGGUUCCCAUUUCCUUCUUUCCCCUCCGAUCCCUUCCCUUCCCAACAUAACUUGAUCUCUCCUUCCAACUCGUCGCGCCUCGUCGUCCGCGGCUGCGUCUCCGCCGACGGGACGCCAACACAAGCUCGCCUCAGACAUAGCUGUUGCGCGCCUGUUCUUCGUCACUCGCCGCCAUCUGCAGCCAAAGCCGCCCGCCCAGGACUGAAGCCGCCUCUGAGCCCUCGACCGGGUUUCUUCCCGCAGGUCUGCCCCCUCUGCAGGCAGGAUUGGCGUGGAGUGGAGAUCCGCCCCGUUUUGCUGGUAAGAUCACAGCCAGAUCUCUCUUCUCCGGGAUCGAGAUCGCCCUCGGUUUUGACCCCAUCCCGUGCCCGUACCAUCCCUAUUACUCUCCGAUCCCUUCCUCUCCCAUGCUCUGCCCUAUCCAAUGCGGCUCUAAACUCGGUCCUAUAGGACUAUAGUGCACCGCUGCUGUGCCCUAGAACUGCCGUCGUGCCGUAGCUUAGCAUCAUCGCCGACGCCUCAUACCCCCAAACCUCCGCCUAUUGUUCCCUUUCUACCUAUCCUGUCCCUGCUGUCUCCAGCCAGUCUGGACAUCGAACUUCGAGAGGCAAAUUUGGAAGUUGCACUGAACCCCCAUGAUGCGUGGGAAGUCCGCCCGCAGGGACACGUCGGUUGUCGUCGUCGUGUUAGAGACAAGUGAGGUGUACAUUGUGGUUAGCUUGUUGGCAGCGGGUGACACCCAGGUGAUUUCUGUCGACCCCACCACAGGUGCGCUGUGUUACCAAGGGAAGCAGGGGGAGGACCUCUUUGAUUCCGAGGCAGCAGCAUUGAACUACAUCACCAACGGAUCAAGAUUUUUAUCCAAGAGUACGACAUAUGCUAAAGCUGUGCUAGGUUAUGCAGUAUUUGGAAGUUGUGCUUUGCUUCUUGUUGCAACACAGCUCAGCGCAACAGUCUCAGGCCUACCUGGAGGUGGGUGUAUAUAUACAGUGGUGGAGAGUCAAUGGAUAAAGAUUCAGCUGCAAAACCCUCAGGCACAGGGAAAUGGCGAGAUCAAGAAUAUCCGGGAAUUCUCUGAUCUUGACAUAGAUGGUAAGUACUACUUUUGUGAAACAAGAGAUAUUACAAGGCCGUUUCCUAGUCGGAUGACUCUUCAAGAACCAGAUGAGGAAUUCGUGUGGAAUGGAUGGUUAUCGAAGCCUUUCAAGGACAUUGGGUUGCCACUGCACUGUGUCAUUCUUUUGCAGGGUUUUGCUGAGUGCCGCAAUUUUGGUGGUACGGGGCAGCAAGCUGGAUUAGUUGCUCUCAUUGCACGCCGUAGUCGGUUACAUCCUGGAACACGUUAUUUGGCUCGUGGGCUAAAUGCAUGUUCUGGAACAGGCAAUGAAGUAGAGUGCGAGCAACUUGUUUGGGCUCCUCAGAAGAAUGGACAAACAAUCCCUUUUAGCUCAUAUAUCUGGCGGCGUGGAACUAUACCAAUAUGGUGGGGUGCGGAAAUAAAAAAUGCCGUGUCAGUAGAAGCAGAAAUUUAUGUUGCUGAUGAUCCUUACAAUGGGACCUUACAGUACUACCAGAGGUUGGGUAGAAGAUAUGGUAAUAAAUCAUCUCAAGUUGAUGCAGCGAGGCAGAAGAAACCUGGAAUGGUUCCCAUUGUGUGUGUUAACUUGCUAAGGUAUGGUGAAGGAAAACCUGAAACAGUUCUAGUUGAACAUUUCAAAGAAUCUCUUAAGUACCUGAAGUCUACUGGUAAGCUUGGAAAUACCUGGAUUCAGUUGAUAAAUUACGACUGGCAUGCCACUGUGAAGUUAAAAGGGCAACAGCAGACAGUUGAGGGUCUUUGGAGACAUCUUAAAGCACCAACAAUGGCCAUUGGCUUCAGUGAAGGGAAUUACUAUAGUGUAAAGGAGCAGCUUAAGGAUUGCAGAGGACCAAUUAUCUCCAAUGGUGAUGGUGGGUUUUGUAUGGAAUCUAUUCAAAAUGGGGUGAUACGUUUUAACUGUGCAGACUCUCUUGAUCGCACCAAUGCUGCUAGCUAUUUUGGAGCACUUCAGGUUUUCGUCGAACAGUGUAGUCGGCUGAGUAUCUCCCUUGAUGUAGAUGCAAUGUUUGGGUUAUCAGCAAGCAGAUAUUCUGAAUAUAAUGGUCGAAAUGCCCGUUCGUUACCCCCUGGAUGGGAAGAACGCUUUGACUCUGUAACAGGGAAAUCAUUUUAUAUUGAUCAUAAUACACGUACUACCUCCUGGGAGCAUCCAUGCCAGGAGGCUCCACAGAAGCCCUGGAAGAGAUUUGAUAUGACAUUCGAGCAGUUCAAGAGCUCAACAAUGCUUAACCCAGUUAACCACCUUGCAGAAAUAUUUCUUCUGGCUGGUGAUAUCCAUGCCACGUUGUACACUGGCUCAAAAGCUAUGCACAGCGAGAUUCUAAACAUAUUCAAGGAGGAGACUGGAAAGUUUGGUAAAUUCUCAGCUGCUCAGAAUGUCAAGAUUACAUUGCAAAGAAGGUUCCAUAAUUAUAUGAAUGAUAGUUCUCGUCAAAAACAGUUUGAAAUGUUUCUUGGAUUGAGGCUAUAUAAACAUCUCCCAUCCAUCCCCAUUUUUCCUCUGAAAGUGUUAUCGAGGCCAUCUGGAUGCAUGUUGAAACCUGUUCCUAGUAUCACCCCAAUGGCUGAUGGUGGUAACAGUCUUCUCAGCUUCAAAAGGAAGGAUCUAAUUUGGGUUUGUCAGCAUGGCGCAGACUAUGUUGAACUUUUUAUAUACCUUGGAGAACCUUGUCAAGUUUGUCAGCUUCUUCUUACUGUCUCCCACGGUGUUGAAGAUUCUUCAUAUCCAGCUAGUGUAGAUGUUAGAGUCGGUUCCAGCAUAGAUGCCCUUAAGCUUGUUGUGGAGGGUGCUUGCAUUCCACAGUGCUCGAAUGGGACAAAUUUGUUGUUUCCUCUCACUGGAAGAAUUGAUCCAGAGGACUUAGCUGUUACAGGUAAAAGUGCUCGACCAGACGUUCAAGAGAGCACUUACCUUCCUUUGUUAUACGACUUUGAAGAGCUGGAAGGAGAAUUGAACUUUUUAAAUCGGGUCGUUGCAUUAUCCUUUCAUCCAUCUGCCUUGGCGAGAACAGCCAUCACGCUUGGUGAGAUUGAAGUACUUGGGGUUUCCCUUCCGUGGGUGGAUAUGUUAACCAAUAGCAAGCGUGUUACUGAAACUUUGGAGCUCCUACAUGAAAAAUCAUAUAGUAUUCCCCGUGAUCCAGGUUUGAAGGAUGUUGCACAUUUUUCCUCUUCUGAGUAUGGUGUUCAUGGUAAUGAGAGGACGUAUACUCAAAGUUCGCCAUCAGUUCAAACAGCUGGUUCAGGAAAUUUUGUGGAUUUUCUCACUGGUGAUAUUGGCAUGUCAAAUCAAUCAAAAAUGACUGGAAAUACAUCUUAUGGUAACGAGGAACAAACAAACUUCUUUGAUGAAGAAUUUGAUAUUAACCCUUUUGCCACUGCAUCAGAAGAGCCUGUUGCUAUAGUGAAUAAACAGGUUGAAGAUUGUGGCCACACAAAGUUUUACCUCGAAUUUUUCGAAUCACUUUCUGGAAAUAAGAAGGGAAAGAGCCUUAACUUUGAACAGAUGAUGAAGCUUGAAAUAAAACGUUUUUACCUUGAUCUUUCUGCUGCCGAAAGGGACCGGGCGUUGUUAUCAAUUGGUGUAAUUCCUGCCACAGUGGAUCCAAAUCGUUCAGUUGAUUAUUCUUACCUGUUGAAGUUAUCCAACUUAGCUGAUAAACUAGCAUUGCUGGGCCAUGCUGUCUUUGAGGACCGUGCUAAUGCUUCAAUAGGGCUUGAAAAGGUUAAUAACCAUGCUAUAGACUUUUGGAAUAUCAGUGAAAAUGGCGAAUUAUGCUCUGGUGGAGCAUGUGAAGUCCGUUAUUUAUCUUCAUUACAAGCUUCAGCUACUAGUGAAAAUGUAUCACUGUUUGUGGAGUGUUCCCAGUGUGAAAGGACAGCUUGCAAGUCUUGCUGUGCUGGGAAAGGGGCUUUUCUUUUGCUUGGCAACACUUACAGAGAUCUGAAGAUAUAUGGAGGGAGUCAAGGUGGUGGCUAUUCAGCCCUUGCAGAUAGUUCUGUGUGCAAAUCGUGCUGCAGUGAGGUGAUCAAACAUGCACUGUAUGUAGAUUAUGUCAGGGUUCUUCAUAGCUUGCGGAGAAAAGGUCGUGCAGAGAAAGCAGCACUGAAAGCGGUGAAUCAGGUCUGCCGACUUGAGCCCAGUAAAAUAUCUGAUUCAGUGCAUAGUGUUCAAUCUGGUCAGAGACAAUUGAAGCAGCUCCUUGAUGGUGAAGAAUCUCUUGCAGAAUUUCCAUAUGCAGGCUUUUUACAUACGGUAGAAACUGCUGAUGACUCUGAACCACUGUUAUCAUUACUUGCACCCCUUGGUAGUGGAGUGUACAAGUCUUACUGGAAAGCUCCACUGGAGAACACAUCCUUGGAGUUCCCGAUUGUUCUUGGUGGUUUAUCAGAUGUUUCAGGAGUUGCAAUAAUUGUCAGUUCUUGUGGUUACUCAAGAUCUGACUGCCCAAUUGUGGAGAUAUGGUCUAGUAAUAAAAUACAACGAGAAGAUCGCACAUUCAUUGGAAAGUGGGAUGUGCAAGAUAUAAUAGUGUCAUCUCCAGAGCUUUGUGGACCAGAAAAAUCGAGUAGCUUGAAUGAAGCACCGAGACACAUAAAAUUACACUUCCCGAAUCCUUUCCGUUGUCGCAUAAUUUCAAUAAAAAUGACACUUCCCUGUAUCGGUUCUCGCUCAACCAAGUUCAAUGAUGAAUUUGAUCUUCUAUCAUUGGAUGAAAGCUCAUUUCCUGAUUCCAAGCCAAGUAAUCCACAUAGUUCAUUUAUCCAUGCAAAAAGGAUUGUUGUUUUUGGCAGUUCUUUGCGAAAGGAGAUGGAUCCUGACGCAUCUGCGGGGAUAAUGAGAACGAAAAGUUAUUUAGAUGGAUCGCCACCGCUGGGGAGAUUUAGGAUUCCAGUUGAAGCUGAGAGGUUGACAGAUAAUGAUCUUGUUCUUGAGCAAUAUCUCUUACCUAACUCGCCUGGAAUAGCUGGAUUUCGCCUUGACUCCUUCAGUGUUAUAAGACCUCGAGUAACUCAUUCACCGCUCUCAUCAGAGUUAGACAUGAGUGAAUUUUCAUUGACACGUAUGGAAGAUAGACAUGUAAAUCCUGCAGUUCUUCAUAUACAAGUCACAAUUGUUAAGGAGUCUGGUAAGCUGGUUGUAGAGGAAUACCGUCUACCAGAAGUUAAAGCAAAUACACAACUAUAUUUUGAUUUUCUGGAUUUACAGCAAGAUGCACGUUGUGUUAUCUUUAGAUUACUUGGGGAUGUCACAAGCUUUGUUGAUGAUAUUGCUGAGAUUGAUGGCUUAAAUUUGCGAAAUCUUCCUUUGGCUUCUGGAUUGUCUUUGUCAAAUAAGAUCAAGUUGUACUACUAUGCUGACACCUAUGAGAUGGGAAAGAUCGGGAGUCUCGCAGCAGUAUGAUGUAUACGAGCUGUUGUACGUGCCCAUGGAAUCAUUCGCAGUUGGUACAUUGGUGUUGUAAAAGUAAUGUUUUUCUUUGUUGAUGUGGUAGGCGGUAGCACCACCAAUAUACUGCAAUCGAUACCACAAUAGCUUUCAGAAAGUUCUUUAGUUUCUCCCGUGAUUGAUCCAAGUUGAAGGCCAUGGGGGAUAUUAACUGAAAUUCUUCUUCUUUUGGCUGUAGAAUGUCUGUAAAUUGAAGAUUCACUUUUGGUCGUUUAGAAUGUUUGAAAAUUUAUCAUGGUUGCACCUUUGAGAGUGCCAGUUACAGUUCGUCGAUGCCUGUAUGAAAUCUGUAUAGAUAAGGGCUGGAUUUUGUACGGACAUUUUCUUCAGUGAAAUAUAUUUCGAGUACCGAACUUUACCAA
Messenger RNA from Brachypodium distachyon (stiff brome), 6023 nucleotides. RefSeq names its product probable phosphoinositide phosphatase SAC9. Gene Ontology annotation, molecular function: protein binding; phosphatase activity. The record is from RefSeq and is a predicted model, not a curated record. Lineage: Eukaryota; Viridiplantae; Streptophyta; Magnoliopsida; Poales; Poaceae. The coding region runs from base 748 to 5616 and encodes 1622 amino acids. The transcript is spliced from 12 exons.